AUGACGGUGCCCCAGUACGCCCCGCGGUCCCCGGGCCGCGCCCCCAGCCCCGUGGAGCUUCGCCCCGGAGGAGGUAGUGACUCGCCCUCCAACAUCAUCAAGAGAUAUGACGAUAUUAUUAAGAGUCCCGAGGACAAGAGGGAGUACAGAGGUCUCAAGCUCUCUAAUCAUCUUAAAGUGUUGCUCGUGAGCGAUCCGACUACGGAUAAGUCGGCCGCAGCGUUGGAUGUCAAUGUUGGUUAUUUGAGUGACCCGGACGAAGUGCCCGGACUGGCUCAUUUCUGUGAACACAUGCUGUUCUUGGGAACACAGAAAUAUCCAGAGGAGAACGAGUACAACAAGUUCCUCUCUGAACACGGAGGCUCCUCUAACGCGUCUACUUCAUCAGACCACACCACGUACUACUUCGACGUGCUGCCGCAACACUUGGCCAAGGCUCUGGACAUUUUCGCUCAGUUCUUCAUCUCGCCGCUCUUCACGGAGGGCGCCACCGGUCGGGAACUUUCUGCCGUGAACUCGGAACACGAGAAGAACACCUCCUCGGACACCUGGCGGCUCGACCAGCUGAAUAAGAGCACAGCAGAUGAAAAACAUCCCUACCACAAGUUUGGCACCGGUAACCGCGACACGUUAGAGAGGAUACCAAAAGAGAGAGGUAUUGACGUGAGGCAGGAGCUUUUGAAGUUCCAUCAGAAGUGGUACUCUGCUAAUAUUAUGACACUGAUCGUUGUGGGGAAAGAAUCUCUCGACGAGCUGGAAGGUAUCGUGGUGAAACUUUUCUCCGAGGUAGAGGACCGCGGAGUGACCGCGCCCACUUGGCCGGAGCAUCCCUUCCCUCCUCAUCUCCGUAAGAAGAGAGCCUACUGCUGCCCCGUCAAGGAUUUGAGGUCGCUGUCCAUAGACUUCCCUAUACCGGACACCAGGAAACACUACAAGAGUGGACCGGGCCAUUAUUUGUCACACUUACUAGGUCACGAGGGUCCCGGAAGUUUAUUGGCAGCUCUUAAACAGAGAGGAUGGUGCAAUAGCCUGGUGGGUGGUACACGUAUCGGUGCUCGCGGCUUCGGUUUCUUCGGUGUCCAAGUGGAUUUAACCGAGGAGGGCGUGAAGCAUAUCGAUGAAAUCGUAGAACUAGUUUUCCAGUACAUAAGUAUGUUACGCGAGUCCGGAGCUCAGCGGUGGGUGUGGGAGGAACAGCGUGACCUCAUGGCGCUAGAGUUCCGCUUCAAAGACGCUCAAGACCCUCGCGCGCUAGCCGCGGGUCACGUACACCUACUACAGGAGUUCCCCAUGCAAGAUGUGCUCUCGGCUUAUUACCUAAUGACUGAUUGGCGUCCCGACCUCGUGGAUGAUAUGCUAGCGCUCCUCACGCCUGAAAACGUGCGGGUCGGCAUUGUCGCCAAAUGUUUCGAGAAAAAAUGCACUCAGAUUGAGCCGUGGUACGGAACCAAGUACCUACAGGAAGAUAUAGAAGAGAGCCUACUAAAGCGUUGGGAGUCAGCCCAGCCAUCUCCCGAGUUGCACCUACCGCCGCCCAACGAGUUCAUUCCCACACAUCUAGAAUUGGAGACUUCACACGACCCUACAAAGGACGGAAUAGAACCCGUUAUUAUUAAGACCCUGGCUAAAGCUGGGAAAUUGCCAGGUAGAAGAAGAUUAUAUAUAGUAUAUCUGUGUGUUCAGGAUACGCCAUUGAUGAGACUCUGGUACAAGCGUGAUGGUGAGUUCCAGCUACCGAAGUCAUUCGUUACUUUGGAUCUAGUAAGCCCUCUCGCGUAUUCGGACCCCGUUUGCUGCAACUUAACAUCUAUAUGGGUGUUAUUACUUCGGGACAGUUUGCAGCAGUUCGCGUAUUCUGCAGAACUUGCAGGUCUUAGGUGGAGCGUCGGCAACGCUAAAUAUGGACUCAGUAUAGCGAUAGACGGCUACGAUGAGAAGCAGCACGUUUUGUUGGAGAAGAUCAUGGAGCACUUGGUGAACUUCCACGUGGACCCCGCGAGGUUCAAGGUCAUGAAGGAGAGCCACAUACGAGCCAUCAGGAACUUUGAGGCGGAGCAACCCUAUCAGCACGCCGUUUAUCAACAAGCCAUGUGCCUCUCCGAUUUAGUGUGGACAAGAUGUCAAUUACUAGAAGCUGCUCAGAAUUUAACCCCGGAACAGUUGACCGAGUUCACCAAUUUACUGAUCAGACGAGUCCACGUAGAAGGUCUUAUGUUCGGUAACUUGACGAGGGAGCGAGCCUUGGAGGUAGCUGAUAGUAUAGAAGACAAAUUACCAAAAGACGCGACGCCGCUGUUGGCGCAGCAAUUAUUAUUGUACAGAGAAAUAGAAAUCGAGAAAGGCUCGUGGUUCCUCCGUCAGAUAGAGAACAGUGUCCACAAGUCUUCGUGCGCGUCCGUUUACUACGCGUGCGGCGUGAGGAGGGUGAGGCAGAACGUGGUGCUGGAGCUACUGGCUCAGGCGCUGAGUGAACCGUGCUUCCAUGUGUUGAGGACACAGGAACAGCUAGGCUACAUAGUAUUCAGUGGUAUCCGUCGUUCUAACGGCGUUCAAGGUCUACGUGUGAUCGUUCAGAGCGACCGACACCCGGCCUACCUGGAGGACAGGAUCGAAAACUUCAUACAGGGGUCGCAGGAAUAUCUAGAAAAUAUGACAGAUGAAGAGUUCAUGAAGCAUCGGUCAUCACUAGCUGCGCAGAAACUGGAAAAGCCGAAGAGACUGGCGACCAGGGCCUCGCAGAUGUGGAGCGAGAUUACGGCUCAGGUGUACAAUUUUGACAGAAUGCAUGUAGAAGUUGAGGAGUUGAAUACUGUCACUAAAGAUGAACUUCUAGAGUUCUAUAAGAAACACAUAAGCCCUAAGUCUCUAGAACGUCAGAAGCUAUCAGUUUAUGUAGUCUCUGUAGCUGAAGGAGGAGCUGGAAACAAAGAGUCUAGCGAAGAUAAUGAAGAUGAGACCUUACAACCUGUUAAGAUCACAGAUUUAGUGGACUUCAAGUCUAGGAGGAGAUUGUAUCCAAAUCCGCUACCAUUUAUUAAUAUACCGCGGAAAGGGGCUCAUUGUAAACUGUAG
Molecule: messenger RNA, 3072 nt
Organism: Danaus chrysippus (African queen)
Lineage: Eukaryota; Metazoa; Arthropoda; Insecta; Lepidoptera; Nymphalidae
Source: the annotation of a GenBank genome assembly